Messenger RNA from Glossina fuscipes, 7543 nucleotides. It is a transcript of the gene Lrrk, whose product is annotated as leucine-rich repeat serine/threonine-protein kinase 1. Gene Ontology annotation, molecular function: ATP binding; protein binding; protein kinase activity. The transcript has 16 exons. Gene Ontology annotation, biological process: protein phosphorylation. Lineage: Eukaryota; Metazoa; Arthropoda; Insecta; Diptera; Glossinidae. Bases 159 to 7478 code for a protein of 2439 amino acids. The record is from RefSeq and is a predicted model, not a curated record.
UUUGUAGUGCUCUGAGCGAGAUGCAAUAAAAAUUUUAUUUAAAAAAACUACUUAAUAAUGCACAAGUAAAAUGUAGAAAUCAUAGAGUAAAGAAUUACUAAAAAGAAUUAAAUUUGAUUUGAUUGAAAAGUGAAACAAGCUAUUGAAAUUUCGAAAAUAUGAGUGAUUCUGAUGAAGAUGCUCGGGAACAGGUGCGUUUGAUUAAGCAUCGCGAACUUAGGCAAGCAGUUACUGCUGGUGAUGAGCGGACAGUACGCGUUCUAUUGGAAGCUUUAGGCUCCGAGAGACAGAUAAUAGUUAAUAUGGCACCGGCUGGGGCUAAUACUUUAUUGUUUUUAGCUUCGCAAUCGGGUUUCGAAAGUAUUACAAAUCGUUUAUUGGACGCUGGUGCUGAUGGUCGCUCACAUACGGUUACCAAGUACUCACCUCUCUAUGCAGCUGUACAUCAUGGACACUAUAAUAUCACUAAAAUUAUGUUAGAGCGAUUUCCCGACUUAGUUCAGCAAUCGACCGUUGAAAAAUGGCUUCCAAUACAUGCUGCUUGCAUCAAUGGCCAUAUAAAUUUACUUGAACUCCUAAUGCAACAUCAAUAUCCUGAACAUAUGUAUAGCGUCUAUCGCGAUGAGGAAGGUGUGUGGGAAUGGCGAUUGCCUUUUGAUCCGAAUGGUCAAGAUGUUACCGGACAAACUAGUCUUUAUAUAGCUUCCAUAUUGGGCAAUAAGUCACUCGUUAGUGCCUUGCUAAAAUGGAAAAUAAAAGCUUAUAAGACAUGCUUACAAAGUCCUCAAAGUGCACCGAUAACACCAACACGAAAACGUAUUUCGUUCGGUAUUCAGGCCAUAAUGUCUAAAUUGAAUAUAUCCGGAGAUAGUGAACAAAUGGGUGUAAAAGAAGAGUCUUUCGAGUGUGAAAAGUGCCCCAUUAACUUGAACUUAUUAUGUGGUGCUGCUCGUGAAACAGCUUUAUUGGCUGCCGUUCGGGGUAGCUUUCUGGAUGUUGCUUCCGUUCUAUUACAAAAUGGUGCUAAUCCAAAUAUCGUUGCUAAGCCUGUGGAGGAUCAAAAUGAUCCGAAAUGUACUGAGGAAAUUUACGGUAUUAGUAAUGUACCAAUCGCUGAGGCUUGCAAGCAAAAGUCUUUAGCAAUGGUAGAAUUAUUGUUAAAAUAUGGUGCUCGCGAUGAUAACGGUUCUGCUUUAAGCGUUGCGAUAGUUUCUGAAGAUGAAGCUAUUUUAAAUCGCUUAUUAGCGAAACGUGUCCAUCCUGAUUCAGAUUAUAAAAUCAACAAAAAAGGCUUGCCUACUCCAGUAGAAGUUAAUGUGUUUUUACCCUCAGCAAACAAUAUCUCAUAUAGCACUAUGUUUCCAAAUACGGCCACGAUUAUCGAUUGGCAUAAUAACACCAAUGUGCAAUUACCGUUUGUUAGAGUCAAUUGGUUGGUUAACGGUGUUUUGCAAUUGAAUCCUAAACUUCAAGGGCAUCCUAAAAUGACUGCAGUCGCCUUAACUGCUAUAACUCGUAUUGAUUUCUCUCAUAAUCAAUUAACAAAUUUACCAGUGGAAAUUUUCGGCUUAAUCUCUUUAAAAUAUUUAAAUAUAGCGCAAAAUAAAAUUACUCAAUUGCCGCCAGCUCCUAGUUCGGAUACACCGUGUUGUAAGCCCGCUUAUAAUUGUCCCGUUUUGGAGGAGCUCUACAUACAGGAUAAUCAAGUGAUCAAUUUGCCUUCUGAAAUUUUUCAUUUGCCUGCGUUAACCAUAUUGGAUAUAUCGAAUAAUAAGUUACAGGAAUUGCCGUUUGAUAUGUGGAAAGCGCCCAAGCUCAGGGAAUUGAAUAUAGCUUUCAAUUUGCUAAAAGAUUUACCAGUGCCACCAAUGCAAACGUCUUCAUCGCAACUUAGUUUAGAUAAAUUGGAAUUAGAGCCAUUUGCUAAUUUAGAAACUUACGGCCAUGAUUACAAGAAUAAACCAAGUACUCUUACCUUUCAUCCCCUAUUACAUCGUAAUAUAUGGUCGAAUAAUUUAGAAAUUACCGAUAAUGAUAUGAAAUGGAAUGAGGCGAAAAAGGAAGAGGGCGUUUCUCAAUUAAAUAGUUUAAAUAUAGCGAACAAUUUGUUUACCUCAAUACCAGCGGCUCUGCCAUGUUUAGCAGUUAAUCUUACCAGACUUAAUAUGUCUUAUAAUAGCCUAAGAUCGAUGGGUCAUGUUACGAGUUAUCCGUCCACGCUCAAACAAUUAGAUCUUAGUCAUAAUGAGAUUUCCUGUUGGCCUAGUUUACCGCGCAUUGCUGAAGCUGAUCCGCAUUUGUUAUGUUAUAGUUUUGUGGCUCACAAUCAGACAGAAGGCAGUGAAGAGAUACCAUCGUUCAGCAAGCAUCAUAGUAGCAAUUCUAAUAAUUCGUCGUUUCGUAGCACCGUCUUGAAGAGUGUUUGUCGUCAUCGUCGGCACUUGCGUUUGGAAUCCUUAAGAACAUUAAUUCUAGCCGACAACUUAUUAACGCGCAUACAAUUAUCUACGGAUGAUGUUUUCAAUGAAGCCGAUGAUUCAGAUUGGAGCAUUGUGGGCGUGACUAAAUCGAAGCUUAUUUUUCCCAAUCUUUCUAUGUUAGAUAUCAGUAACAAUUGCUUAAGAGAGAUACCAAUCUCUCUACACGAGUUGAGUAGCUUGAGCGUUUUGAAUAUUAGUGGAAAUGUUGGUAUAACUGAUUUGCCACCUCAUCUCGGUCUAUUAACACGACUUUGGAAUCUUAACACACGAGGUUGUUUACUGCAAGAUCCUCUCAAGUCGAUGAUAGAGAGUAAAAAAUAUAAAACUAUGGAUAUCAUCGGAUAUUUGAAAUCGAUCUAUGAAGAUGCUCAAUCUUACGCAAGAAUGAAAUUAAUGGUAGUUGGCGUGCAAGGUAUUGGUAAAACAACAUUACUGGAUCUCUUAAGGCAGGGUGCCGGCUCGCAAAAGUCUCGAGCUGCAGAGAAUCACUGGGCCAAACGUAUGGGCCACACAAAAAACUUGUCAAAAACUCAAAAGGGCAGCAACAUAUCGACGGUGGGCGUGGAUAUUGGUACUUGGAUUUGUGAAAAGCGUAAAAAGGCUCCUGGAUCUCAUGGCCCGGUAGUCUUUCGCACUUGGGAUUUUGGUGGCCAAAAAGAGUAUUACGCGACACAUCAAUAUUUCCUAUCUAAACGUAGCCUUUAUUUGGUUCUGUGGAAAAUCACGGAUGGUCACAAAGGUUUAGCCGAAAUAUUGCAGUGGCUGGGAAAUAUUCAGGCUCGUGCUCCAAAUUCUCCAGUAAUUAUUGUGGGCACCCAUUUUGAUGCAGUGGGAGAAAUGUUCUCUGCCCAGAAAACCGAAGAGUUGCAGCAACUGAUACGCGAGAAAUUUAUUGCGAUACCGGAUGCAGAAAAAAUUGGCUUACCUCGGGUCAUUGAUUCUAUUGAGAUAAGCUGCAAAACUAUGCAUAAUAUACGUCUGUUAGCUAAUAUCAUUUACGAUACGGCUUUUAUGCUGCGUUCACCAGGCUCCAAGGAACCGCUACUACUUCAAAAAAUACCGGCUAGUUACAUAGCAUUGGAGGAUAUUGUUAACGUGAUAGCGUGUAAUUUACGAGCGGUCGGAAUGGAUCCAGUUUUAGAUGCUGAAAAUUAUCGUAAAUUGGUCACGGAAGAAAUGCGCCUACACAACUAUAAAAGUUUUCGCGAUACCGCUGAAUUGAAUCAGGCUACAAUGUUCCUGCACGAUAACGGCGUCAUAUUACAUUAUGACGAUGCCACGUUAAGGGACUAUUAUUUUUUGGAUCCACAAUGGUUAUGUGAUAUGCUGGCCCAUGUUGUUACGGUUCGCGAAAUUAAUCCCUUUGCACGUACUGGUAUAAUGAAAUUGGAAGAUUUGAAUUUAUUAUUUCGCAACAGUAACGGGCAGGCCGGUAAUUCGAAUCGCAGCUACAUCGUAAGUCUAUUAAAUAAAUUCGAGGUGGCCUUAACUUGGGAUUCGAGAACUUUGCUAAUACCGUCUCUUUUGCCACUGAACGAAGAAAGUGUCGCUAAUACCGGUACUGUUAUAAAAAUAUCUCAACGCACAAGAGGUCGUAAUGUAAAUUUGGGUUGUUCCGUUCCCGAUGACAUUAGUUACAAUAAUAUAGUUUAUGAACCUAUGACUUUGUCAAGUCAUAUGGAUCUUAAUAUCUUAGACUCAAGCUUACGAAGAAUUUUAUUGAUGACAUAUUUUCCAUCUGGCUUUUGGUCGCGUUUAAUUACGCGUUUAUUGGCAGACGAUCAAAUAACUGAAUCUAUUAAAAACGUUUACGAAAUGGUCAACGAUGUACAACAAGACUUUAGUUUUGAAUUACGUUCUAGUCUGGAGAGUGAUACUAAUUGGAAUUUGUGGCAGACAGGACUUGCUCUGUAUUACGGUCCUACACUUAUUUUCAAAAUAUGGGAGCUACCUUUUCAAAUGACUGCGAACACUCAACCAUUCCGUAAUUCGGCGAAUCGUUUCAAAUUGAGAUUGGAUGGUAUUUGGACUGAUAUUAAUUUAUGUAACUCGAGUAUACUGGAGAUUUAUUUCCCCCUGUUGAAAGUGAAUGUAUAUCAGGAGGUAGAGGGAGAAAAUAAACAGUUAGUAACUCAAAUUGAGCCAAACAUGCCGGUGGUAGCGAAAUUACUUGCUUUAUCCGUGGAUCAUAUUGAUUUGUUACUUGAAGAUUGGUAUCCUUCUCUGGGCACACGUUUUGUGCAUACUUCAGAGGGCCGAUUCUUAAUUACUCGUUUGGUGAUGUGUCCGAAAUGUUUGCGUAAACUCGGUAAGAAAUUUGAUACAGAUAACGGCAAUGGUGAUGGUGAUGUUGCCGAUGCUACUAGUUUGGGUUAUGUGAAUAGAUCGCGAAGUAAGCGUCCUGUAUAUCUGCACGGUGAUGCGUGUGAAGAUGGUUUAAAUGUUUUUUCUGCCUAUUUAAAUGCUACUGUAAGGAGAGAAAGGCGAUCAGAGGAUUCCUUAUAUUUAUCUGAUGCCGAUUCUGGCGUGGGUCCCGAUUCGGCUGGCUCAUCCCGCAAUACUUCCGUUGAUGGUCAUCCCCUCUACCACAAUUUACCUGACAUCUCAAAUGUUUGUUACACAUGGAUGAUUGAAGAAUGUAUUCUAUCGGUUUAUAAUCAGUGUAAAAUCUCUUGCCCCAUACACUUGGAAAUGUCAAUGCUAAAAUUGGCUCCCGAUGUUAUAUUCGCCGAUAUACCUGACAAGUGCACUAUCAACUCGGAUAGCAUCAUUAAGGGUUCUUUAUUAGGUCGUGGAGCCUUUGGAUUUGUUUUUAAAGCCACAUGUAAAAUAAAGGGAUCUCGUUCUUUUAAAGCAGUAGCUAUGAAAAUGUUACAACCUGUUGCACCCGGUACACGCGCAAAAGAGAGCGCUUUAAUGGCUUAUAAGAUAGCGCUCGGAAAAUGGGAUCGUGAUCCUCUGCAGCACGCCUGUAAGGCGUAUUGCACAGCCCGCCAAGAGUUGGCGGUAUUGCUUACACUUAAACAUCCGAAUAUAGUUCCUUUGGUUGGAAUAUGUAUUAAACCUUUAGCAUUGGUUUUAGAAUUGGCUCCUUUGGGCGGCUUAGAUUCAAUUCUAAGACAAUAUCGACGUAGCGGAGCUCACGUUGGUCCUCAUACCUUUCAAAUCUUAGUGCUACAAGCAGCCCGCGCGAUUGAGUACUUGCAUCGACGUCAUAUUAUCUAUCGGGAUCUGAAAUCGGAAAAUGUAUUAGUCUGGGAUUUUCCUCAACCUCAUGCAGAGGACGGACCGCGUAAUAUUGUGCAUAUAAAAAUAGCUGAUUAUGGUAUAAGUCGUCAAACGGCGCCUAGCGGAUCAAAGGGAUUUGGUGGUACUGAGGGCUUUAUGGCGCCCGAAAUAAUACGUUAUAAUGGCGAAGAAGAAUACACAGAGAAAGUAGACUGUUUUUCCUUUGGAAUGUUUAUAUAUGAGAAUAUCAGUUUGCGACAGCCUUUUGAAGGACAUGAAUCGAUUAAAGAAUGUAUAUUAGAAGGCAGUCGGCCAGCUUUAACUCAAAGAGAAACACAAUUUCCUACAUAUUGCUUGGAUUUAAUGAUAUUGUGUUGGGAUGAUUUACCGAAAAAACGGCCUACCGCCAGCCAAAUUGUUUCCAUUCUCACAGCACCCGAGUGUAUACAUCUACUGGAUGUUAUCGCAUUGCCGCAUAAUGAUAAAGCCGUUUGUGGCGCUUUUAAUAGUCUACCGAAUAUCGAAGAUGAAACCGCACGCUUCUCCAGCUUGGAGUUGUGGCUACCAGGUUAUAAUUCCCGCAUCGAUAUACUUGAUUGUUCGUUAUAUGGACAAUUUCAACAGUUAAGCAGUCUCAAGUGCUCGCAUAAAUUUCCAGAUUUGGAGCAGUUAUCACCGCGUGUUGAAGAGCCAUUGAGAUCAUCACCGUUGAAUACACCAUCGUCCACUCAUCCCUCUACAUCGAGUACUGGUUCGACAUCACGUACUCCGUCGAUUACAAGAAUGCCUAAGAUCAACGUGUUAUGUUGUAGUAUCAUUGAACAUGCAAUUUGGAUGGGCGAUUCUGCGGGUAAUUUGCACGCCUGUAAUCUACAGGAUUACAAUCAUAUCUUUUCUUACAUGUUGGAUCCGUCAAUCAAGUCUCCGGUAAUAAGUUUAACUUAUUUCCCUGGUAUACAGCGGGUUGCCGUAGGCCUGCACAAUGGUCGCGUCUUUUUAUUGGAUUCGGAGAAAGUACCGACAAAUUGUGCUUUUGCCGAAGGCUCUUUUGUCUUAACUGAAAUAUGUUCAGGUUUAAUAUUGCAUUGUGCCACAUCCAUAAUGGUUGAAGAUGUAUAUGAAUUGUGGUGCGGCGAAAUGGCUGGAAAAUUGAAUGUUUUUCCGUUAAGUAAAACUGGCGUUAGUGGUCAUCAAGCCUUAUGUCAUAGUGAUGAGCCAAACACUAAAGAAGACCUCAAAGUGGCCCGCAUAUGUUCAAACAGCACCCAUGUUUUUACCUGUCUUUACCUCAGCUCUAUGGUGUACCAGUGGGAUGCUAAUCGAAAACAAAUUGAAAAUAAACUUGAUUGUUCCAAGUUGUUACCAUGCUCGGAAUCUUUGAAAAGUAUAGCCAUUGAUGAACGGCUCAGUUCAAUUAAAUGCCAAAUAUCCGCGUUAUGUGCUCAUGGCCAGGAACUUUAUAUAGGCACCACAUGGGGUUGUUUGAUUAUAGCUGAAGUUAAUACGCUAAGACCAAUUACAGUAUUUCGGCCCUACGAGAAUGAGAUUAAAACAAUUAUUGCGGUACCAAAUACUCAAGUACCUUUAAUUGCUACAAUUGGAAGGCGUUAUCGUUCCCUUAUUAGUCGUUAUAUGGACUCAUCGGAGAGAUCAGCACGUCAUAUCACUUCUCCUUCACAUUACGAAUAUUUAAAAUCUCCUAAAUCGCAACCGGCCGAUGUUGACAAUCACAUACAUUGUCUGUUGUGGAAAGCUAAAGAUUGGACUUAAUUGCUUUAAUAAAAAGCUUGAGCAAAAAUUCUUCAAUUAUUAGCAUUUAAGAUUCAAUUUUUUUU